UGGUGCGUGAAGGGACGGCCAAUCUAAUUAGAGAUAUUUAUUAUUUACCAAAAAUUAAUAAUAAUAAUAUGCAGAGAUAUUCAACAAUAAUAUUUUCCUUUUUUUUUUGAAGGGGUUACAAUUACUUCCUUUAAUCCUUACAAUUUUCUGUUCUCAAAAAAAAAACACACGCACUUUCAGAGAAUAUAGUAUUAUUUAUUUAUAUAUAUUUAGGAAUUUUUUUUUUUUUUUGUAAUUUUUCAUUUUGCCAAUGUGGAAAUAAAAUUUGAAAAAAAAAGUAUUUUGUGAAAGUUUAGAUCUAAAGAUUUAAAUUUAUAACCUGCUUAUAAUUUAGUUUUGAAAAAAAAAAUAUCUGUAGAGGAUAUUCUUACUGAAAUCAUUUCUUAUCUUAAAAUAAAAUGUGUGUAUAUAGUUUUCAAAGAAUAAUUAAAAAUAAAUAAUAAUUAUUGAAUCUUUUUAAUAAGAAAGUGAGAGAGAGAGAAAGAUUGAUUCCAUCAAAGCGGGUGAAUCGGAUGAUAUUUGGGUUUGGGUGCACUUUUCUGGCUCUUUCCGAAGAAUACCUUUCUUUUUAUUGACCAUUACACAAUAUUCAUAUUCCAUUUUCAUUUUCCAAACUUAUAUUUAUAUAAAUAUAAAAACACUCUUUUCUUUCCCUCUCUACUCUCUAUACUUUUUCUAGGGUUCUUUUCUUCUUCUUCUUCUUCUCUCCCAAAACCCCCCAAAUCUACAUUGUACUACUCUUCUCAACUCUUCAAUGGCAGCCUCCGCUUCUUCGUCCUCUUCUUCUCACGGUUUUCCCGAGAAUUCAAUGCCGAUCAUUGCACCUUCUUCAUCAUCAUCAUCUGUACCGUUACCUUCGGAUGACAACUUUGAAGAUGAAGAAGACUCUUGUAGUAUCUGCCUUGAGCCUUUCAACUCACACGAUCCUGCUACUAUUACGACCUGCAAACACGAAUAUCAUCUCCAUUGCAUUCUUGAAUGGUCUCAAAGGAGAAAAGAGUGCCCAAUAUGCUGGCGGUUACUUUCCUUAAAGGAUUCUGUUAGCCAAGAGCUUCUGUCUGCAGUUGGAAAGGAAAGGCAUUUAAGGUCAAAGAGUAUUGAAAGGCCUAUAUCGAGGCCUGCUGAUUUUGGAGUGAUUUAUGAUGAGGAAGAUCUUGAUUCUGACCCUGAACUCGGAUUAGUGUUCGAUGAGCCUUUCAUGCGGCAUCUAGCUGUUGCUGUGCAAAGACAUGAGCUUCGGGAAAGUAGACAGAUACUUAGACAUUCUGGACUUGAUGGCUCCCAUGGAAACAGUGAGGACCAUACACAUACAACAUCUUCAUCUGUAACCCCACCUGCUCUUAAUGCUCAAUCGUCUCAUGUGGAGCCCAGAACCGAUAUAAAUAGUGGUGUUCCCAAGCCCAAUGUUCUAUAUAGUCAGCCACCGUCUGUUCGUCCACAGAGACCAAGUCCCCCAUCUGAAACAUCCACUUUAUCGGACUCACUUAAAUCUAAGUGGUCUGCUGCUUCGGCCAGGUACAAGGAAUCACUAUCGAAAAGCACCAAAGGCCUUAAGGAGAAGCUACUUGCUCGUAAUAACUGUGUAAAAGAACUAAGUAAAGGAGUACAGCGUGAGAUGAGUGCAGGGAUAUCUGGUGUUGCACGAAUGAUAGAUCGCCUCGAUCUUACCCCAAAAAGAGCUACUGCAGCCAGUCGUGAUGGAGUUGCUUCAAACAUCUCUACAAAGGGUAAAGGCAUGCUAGAGAAUAUGAUUGUUCAAUCUCUUAGUAAAAAUAAUAGUAAGGUUGCAGAUGAAAUGAGUUCAGAUGCAGCAGCCUCUCACCCGUGUAUUGUUAUUCCAGGCAGAGUUGAGGUUUUACAACCACAGAGGAGGGAGCAAUGAAAUGAAUGAUGGUGGGAAGGGAAAAGGUCUCAGAAGAAGAAGAAGAAGAAGAAGAAGAAGAAGAAGAAGAAGGCAGUUACGAUGCAAGUGAUGUAAUAAUGUUGAGAGAUCAAUCCCCUGGUUGGUUAUGCGUCCGGCAUUGCAUACGCCUGUAUAUGCGUUAAGUUAGAUUUUAGAGGCGCUGUGUUGUGUGUGUGUUUUAUUAUGGAUGAUAUUUUAUAAGUGAAUUCUUUUGACAACUUGUUUGCUUUCCAUUGUUUUGAACAUUUGAACAAUUAAGUGUAGGUGCUUUAUUGUUUUGCGGUAUUGUGAUAAAUGAUAUAAGUAUAUAUUUAUGUUUUUUUGUUAAUAAA
Messenger RNA from Cannabis sativa, 2235 nucleotides. RefSeq names its product E3 ubiquitin-protein ligase RHF1A. The record is from RefSeq and is a predicted model, not a curated record. Gene Ontology annotation, molecular function: ubiquitin-protein transferase activity. The coding region runs from base 755 to 1882 and encodes 375 amino acids. Lineage: Eukaryota; Viridiplantae; Streptophyta; Magnoliopsida; Rosales; Cannabaceae. The transcript has 8 exons.